Molecule: messenger RNA, 1711 nt
Organism: Oryzias latipes (Japanese medaka)
Lineage: Eukaryota; Metazoa; Chordata; Actinopteri; Beloniformes; Adrianichthyidae
Source: RefSeq, a predicted model, not a curated record
UGUUUAGAACACACAUGGUGCUCAAGCUGGUUGUCUUUAUUUCCUGGUUUUGAGGUCCAAACAGUUUGCUUCUGGCUGCUGAGUUUCAGUUUUCAAAAAAGAAAUGAUACCUGUCUUUUGCCUCAGAGUGCUUCUAUUAGCUGCCAUUUGUCAACAUGCAGAAGGAUAUACAGCUAACAUCAACCCUCAAUUGGAACGGCGGGAGACGACCCUGCAUAGCUUUACACCUUCAUCCUCUAGUAUUUUAAGCCAUUUGCAGCCAAGAACUUCUUUCCCAAUUCCUAAAGUUUCUGAGUGGCGCUCUAAAAGCCUGGCUCAAAGCAGUCAGCCAGAACAAAGGGGAUCCCAUGCCAGGCAAGUAGAUGGUUACAGUCAACAAAGAAGUGUUUCUAGUUACAGGCCUGUCCCACAUCCUCCAAAGCCAGCACAGUCCCCGCAGCAGCCACAGGGUCGAGUCUAUCAGGCCAGUUCUGCUCCCUGGGACUCGCUUUCAUCCCAGAAUAAAAACAAAUUCGGGACCAGAGUUGUUUCAAGUGGUGCAAUUGAGUUUCAUGCUGAGCCCAAGUCGAUUCAAAAACUCUCUCCCGUGACUGAAGAGGGGUUCCGAGGGUCAAAUGUGCCACAAAGACAUGAAGAUGGGAAAAACUCCAACAUCCUUCCCAAGAAGGAAGGAAGCUCUCCAGGUGUUCUUCAAACCAAAGAGAUCAUGUGGAAUUUACCACAGAACCCAACUGGACCCUCUCAACGUCAUCCAACUAGGACCCAUUCUAAUGCCAGACCACCCCAUAGGGGCGCUAGUUCACAAUCUUCUGGUGUCUUGCAGUCUAAAGAGGGAAUGUGGACUAUUGGUUCACCACAGAGACCAGGUGGAGUCGUACAAAGUGUAUCUAAACCCAGAAGUGACAAGUACAAGACGCCAACCCAGAGGGUCGGAAGUUCUCAAUCUUCUAGUGUCCUACAGACCAAAGAAGGAAUGUGGAAUCUGCCUCAAAGUGGAUUUGCACCAAGCCGUACAACUCCAGUGCAUUCCAACACAAUGUCAUCCCAGAGGAAUGCCGGUUCUCCAACCUCUGGUCUUCAAACCAAAGAGACUCUGUGGAACAUGCCACAAAGUCCAAGUCGUACAACUUGGGUGCAAUCUAAGACCAAGCCAUCCCAGAGGGAGCCCAGUUCCCCAUCUGUCCUACAAACCAAAGAAGGUAUGUGGAGUCUGCCUGGUUCCAAUUUCCCAAAUCAAGGCAUCAAUGCAAGGAGUUUCCUCCCAGUUGGACUGGAGCGCAAGGUGCAGGCACCCACUCAAACUCAGCAGCAACCAAGCUUGAGUCGAAAACCAGUUCAGACCUCAGGGAAAGUCCCCAGUGUCCAAACUAAAGGUCCAAUGCAACAGAUGGCAGCUCCUGGGCAUGGGUCUGGGUCAAGUAUCACCGGUCAUGCAACUGUGUCGUACUCAAAUUCCCCAAGAGGACGGAGCUCUCAGUCUUCUCUCACAAGGGAUCGCAGUGAGUCAAACCAAAGGCCAAAAGGUGCUUCGGGAAUGGCUUCCCUGACAUCGCUCUACCAGUUUGAUGGGGACAGACCAAAGCUCCUCCCCUCACCAAAGAGGAAUAAGGCCUAAUCUCAACUAAGUAAAGUUCUGAACAUAUAGUCCUCCUGCCUUGAAACGAACUUGUCUGCCUCCCCAGCCUUGACCAAUAAAGUACUUGAAACUGAA